AUGGUUCAUUUGAAGUCGAUUGCAACUCUAAAACCCUACCGAAAAUCUGUCUAUUUUUUUUUCCUUCUUUCAUCGGUUGCUGGCUUGCUGCUGCUUCGCCUCCCUUUUAUCGUUCCUUGCUUCCAUCUUCUUCUACCAAAAAUUAAGCAGAUUAAGGCGAAGAAGAAUCCAGCUUCUCUAGUUGCUGCUGGUUUAAUCACUGGCAACCUUUAUGUAUAUCGGUAUGCUGAAGAUUCUGAACCUCAAAGGGUGUUGAAAGUUCGUGCACACAGUGAAUCUUGUAGAGCUGUUAGAUUUAUCAAUGAAGGACGUGUGAUCCUCACAGGUUCUCCAGAUUGUUCUAUUCUUGCAACUGAUAUUGAAACAGGAUCUCCAGUUGCUCGUCUUGAAAAUUCUCAUGAGAAAGCUGUGAACAGGCUAGUUAAUCUCACAGAAACAACAAUUGCUUCUGGAGGUGAUGAAGGGCAUAUAAAGGUAUGGGAUACAAGACAGCAGACAUGCUGCAAUUCAUUUAAAGUUCAUGAAGAGUAUAUUACUGAUAUGACCUUUGAGCCUGAUUCCAUGAAACUAUUGGGAACAAGUGGAGAUGGCACUCUAUCUGUUUGUAACCUACGAAGUAGCAAGGUUCAAACCCAAUCAGAGUUUUCUGAAGAUGAGCCAUUAUCAAUAGUGAUAAUGAAGAAUGGUAGAAAAGUUAUAUGUGGGACUGAAAGUGGGACCAUGUUAUUAUACUCAUGGGGCUUUUUCAAGGAUUGCAGUGAUCGCUUUACUGGUCUUUCUCCAAAUCCAGUGAACGCCUUGUUGAAGCUUGAUGAAGAAAGGGUUAUCACUGGAACCGAAAAUGGUCUCAUCAACCAAAUUGCAGAACAUUCAGAGUAUCCCGUUGAGCGUCUCGCAUUUUCUCAUGACAGAAAGUAUCUUGGAAGCAUAUCACAUGAUUCCAUAUUAAAGAUGUGGGAUAUUGAUAGUCUACUGCAGGAUACUGGAAAGAAAGCAGAGGGUAAAUCAGCUGCUGCUGACAGUGAUAAUGAUGAUGAUGACAUGGAUAUGGAUAUGGAUAAGGAUGAUAUUCUUCCAAAAUCAUCUAAAGGCACAAAGAGGAAAAACAACGGAGCUGGCCUCGAUACCACAAGCGAUUUCUUUGCAGAUUUAUAGUUUAAGUUCAUGAAAACAUGCAAAAAAGCAUUUUAUGUGACUUUCAUCUUUUUUUUUUAUUACCGAUAUUCCAAAUAUUGUCAAUGUGUUUCUUUAGUAAUUAUUUAUUUAUGGUUUCUCUUAAAUUUUGUUUUACAUGAUUAUUCGAGGGAUUUAAUUUUU
Messenger RNA from Lactuca virosa, 1317 nucleotides. Lineage: Eukaryota; Viridiplantae; Streptophyta; Magnoliopsida; Asterales; Asteraceae. The record is from the annotation of a GenBank genome assembly.